GUCUGGUCUGGAAAGUGAAUGGUGGUGUGUUGCUGUGUAUCCUUGUGGAACGAUUGCACAUUAAUAAUAUUGUAAGUCUUGUAUGAUUACCACUGAAUACAUAUAUAAACGAUUACUUGCGUUGUCAGUUUAUACAUACAAAUACUUUAAUGUCAAAGGUAUGGAAAGAGAUAUGAAAGUCAGUGUUUCAGCCAGUAGUAGUGGUCUUAAAGAUAUGAAGGAGGAGCUUGUGAACACUUGUAAUGAUCUAAGGGAGGAAGUUGUCGAUCUGAGAUGUAGAUCCUUGAGGGAUAAUCUCCUUUUUUCUGGGAUACCGGAGGAAGAAAACGAAGACUGUGAGGGAAUUCAUAAAGACAAAUAUGCAUGUCACAAAGGAAAUUGACUUUGAACGAGUACACCGCAUCGGAAAAUUCUCGACCAAGCCUAACUCGCGUCCGAGAAUCAUCGUGGCGAAGUUUUUCCGCUUCAAAGACCGAGAACUGGUGAGGAGACAAGCUCCUACAACCCUGAAAGGUACGGGAUACUACGUCCAGGAGCAGUUUCCAGCCGAGGUGGAACAACGGCGAAAAUCCCUGUUUCCUGUUAUGCGUGAUGCCCGACGACAGCAUAAGAAAGUGAAGCUUGUCCGUGAUCGACUGUAUAUCGACGGCGUUGAGUACAUACCCGCAGAAGAUCGUGACGAUUUAACCGUACAUCAGAACACCGGAUCACCACAUGAGCGACAAAACCGUAAACGUCCGCGAGUUCGAUCUAGUUAGGACAGACUUGAGGGCCAAAGGCAAAAUGACUGUGACUGUGAUUUUAACAUUAAGUUCCUGGCAUGGAAUACAAACGGAGGGCUAGAGAAAAAAUUGAACGAUCCAUCAUUUUUGAAUUUUAUAUGUAUAUAUGAUUUGAUAUUUUUGUCAAAGUGUUGGAUAGAAAACAAUUUUGAAUAUGAUAUACCAGGUUUUAAUUGUAUAUUUGUACCCAGAAAAUUAUGUAGAUCGAAACAAGGAGGUGGAAUGGCUUUAUGCAUUAGGAAUGAAUUACAGAAAUACUUAGAAAUAGUAGAGGUUUAUUUUGAUAUCAUUGUCUGGCUUAAAUUAGAUAGUACAGCGCAUGCCAUGAAUGAAGAUUUAUAUAUUUGUUGUACAUAAAUUCCUCCUGAUAAAUCAUCUUUCUUUAAACAAUAUAACUGUGAUAUUUUCUACGAAUUAGAAAAUCAAAUUGCAGAAUGUUCUGAGAAAGGAAAAAUAAUUAUUGUUGGAGAUUUGAAUAGCAGAUGUUCAACUUUGAAUGAUUACAUUGAAUGUGAUAGAAUACACGAUAGGCUUUCUGAAUACUUAUCACCGCUUUGUGAUUACCAAGAGGACGAUAUAUUAGUUAACCGAAUUUGUCCUGAUAAAUCAGUAAAUACUUAUGGGUUAAAGUUGAUUCAGUUGUGUAUUGAAACCGGUUUGAGAAUUUUGAAUGGUAGGCAUAUUGGUAAAUUGGCCAGUGACUUUACAUAUUGUGGUGUUAACGGUUGCAGUGUUAUUGGUUGUUUUAGCUACAGUUGACAUCUUUCAGUAUUUUCACAAAUUUAUUGUUGGUAGUUUCAAUACUUACUCAGAUCACGCACCAUUACAUAUUGAAAUGAAAGUAACUGUAAAUGCGUCUGAUGAUAGAGAAGACAAAACUGUAUAUAACAAUGAUCAUUCUCAAUACCGUUGGAAUGAGGAAUUUACUGAAGAUUGUAAAUAAUUUUUAGAACAGAAUGUAUAUUUACUUCAAGAUUGUUUUAAUGGUAUUGAUGUAAAACAGGGAAAUCAUUUAGAAAAUUGUGUAAAGUCUUUUGUUGAAAACUUAGCUAAUUUGAUGUUCGAUUUUCACAAGGUACCUAUUUUUUACGAUAAUGAUACGGCGGGUGUGACCGGUCAACAGGGGAUGCUUACUCCUCCUAGGCACCUGAUCCCACCUCUGGUGUGUCCAGGGGUCCGUGUUUGCCCAACUAUCUAUUUUGUAUUGCUUGUAGGAGUUAUGAGAUUGAUCACUGUUCGUUAUCUUCACCUUGCAUAAGAAACAAAGAAGUGUUGUUGAACCAAAACAAAGUCAACCUUGGUUUGAUCGUGAAUAUUAUACAAGAUGUCAGGCAACAAAAUCACCAUGGAGGUACAGGACACUCCGUCUUCAUUGUUAGAAUCGGAAUCGGAUACGUCAAAUCCCAAUGACCGACCGGUAUGGAGUCGAAAAAUAGAAUACCUUCUGGCGUUGUUUGGUUACUGUGUGGGACUUGGUAAUAUCUGGAGAUUUCCCUAUCUCUGUAUUAGAAACGGAGGAGGUGCCUUUUUGAUUCCUUUCUUUUUCCUGCUGUUCUCAUGUGGAGUUCCUCUAUAUUUCAUGGAAGUUUCCUUGGGACAGUUUACGGGAAAGAGUCCGUUAGUCGUAUGGUCCAUAUCACCCCUAUUUAAAGGACUUGGGUGGCUGAUGAUGACGAUCUCCUUUGUUUUGGCUUGGUACUACAACACAAUCAUUGCUUGGGUUAUUUAUUACUUUGUCCAUUCAUUCUAUCCAAAGAUUCCAUGGGCUACGUGUGAUAACUGGUGGAACACAGAUCAGUGUAUUGUCAGUCAGAAGGAGAGACCUGUCCUAAAUGAAUCUUUUGCUUUGAUGAACCAAUCUAUAGCAGCAACUGCGAUUAAUCAGAGUGAAGCUGUUUACUCUUUUAACGCUUCCCAACAUAACCAGUCUUUGACAUACACCACUGCUGCAUUUGAAUUUUGGCAGCAUAAUGUCCUGAGACGUUCGGAUGGCAUCGAGCAUUUAGGUUCUGUUCAGUGGCACCUCGUUUUGGUGUUGUUUGUGGCCUGGAUUUUAACGUUUGUAUGCCUUAUUAAAGGUAUACAUUCAGUUGGAAAGGUUGCAUAUGUGACCGUACCAUUUCCGUACAUACUGUUAACCAUCAUCCUUAUUCGUGGUCUGACGCUUGAUGGUGCUGUGGAUGGGAUAAUUUUUUACCUGAAACCGGACUUUACUAAAAUUCUGCAAUUUAAAGUGUGGAUGGAGGCAGGACUACAAGUUUUCUAUUCGCUUGGUCCGGCGUGGGGAGGACUCAUUACAAUGUCAAGUUACAAUAAAUUUAACAACAAAUGCAUGAAGGACGCUUGGUAUGGAGCUUUAGUAGAUGGUCUGACAAGUUUCUAUGCUGGUUUUGUCGUGUUUUCUAUCUUGGGAUUUAUGGCACAUGACGUCGGUAUGACAGUGGAAGAAGUUUCAAAAUCAGCUUCAGGACCUGGUCUCGCAUUUGUGGCGUACCCAGAAGCCAUUACGAGACUUCCCAUGCCACAUAUCUGGGGAGUUCUUUUCUUUCUCAUGUUGAUUACUGUCGGAGUGGACAGCCAGUUUGCAAUGUUUGAGACCGUUGCUAGUGGCAUUGCGGACAAAUUUCCAAAACAGCUGAAUUCCCGAAAAACCCAGAUUACAGCCAUUCUGUGUAUCCUUCUCUUUCUGUUGGGGAUCCCUUUCACCACUAAUGGAGGUGUAUACCUCUUCCAGUUGAUAGACUGGUAUUCUGCCUCAUUUUGUAUCACGUUUGGGUCAUUCCUGGAGUCCGUCGUUAUAUCCUGGAUCUACGGCGCGGAGCGUUUCAAUCGUGACAUAGAACUCAUGACAGGAAGAAGUAUCCCCCUCGCCAUGAGGAUUAGCUGGUGCAUAAUUUCUCCAUUAUUUAUGUUGGUGUUAUUCCUGACGUCAGUGAUUAUGUACUCGCCACCAAAUUCUGCAACCUACACCUACCCUGACUUUGCCAUCGGGAUCGGACAGUUUUUCGCAGUACUUCCUCUCCUGCCCAUACCAGUGAUGAUGAUUUGGGAGCUCAUUCGAUCGAAAGGGACACUUGUUCAGAGAAUAAAGAAUCUUGCUCGACCGAACUCUGACUGGGGGCCCAACAGCAAACGUCACUGGCAGACAUACAAAAUGUAUGAAUACAAAGGCGGACUGAUAAAUAGAAUCAAAGUCAAUCUGCUGGGAGACAAUCACCGAUAACUGUCCAUGCUAGAGCGUAAAACUGAAUUUGUAGCAAUGUGACAUUUUGCAAAGUAUCUGUAAUAUGAAUGGUUAAUAUACUCUGUGUUAAAAUUUACAAUUCAGAGAUUUCAGAAAAUCACAGUCCAUCUUGCGUAAGAAUUGUACCAAAUAUCAUAAAUCAGAUGAUCUUGUUAAAUUCAUGUAUAAUAAUCUUCUAUUACAUCAACUCAAAAAGAAUGUUUUUGGUUGACAAGAGAUCAAACACUUACUUUACCGUCCAUUACUGACUAGAUAGUCAAAGUCUUUCUACAUCAGUUAGAGAGAGAAAAAUGAAAUAACUCUUCUUUCCAAUUUUCUUUAAUGUUAUAAGAUAUGAAAAUUGUUUAUGUUUCGUUGUAUUGAUCAUCUUAUAUAGCCAUUGAUAUUGCAUGAUGUAAAAUCUAUAAUUCAUGUUUUGCAAUAAAAAUGAAAUAACUGA
Molecule: messenger RNA, 4465 nt
Organism: Ostrea edulis (European flat oyster)
Lineage: Eukaryota; Metazoa; Mollusca; Bivalvia; Ostreida; Ostreidae
Product: sodium- and chloride-dependent glycine transporter 1-like
Exons: 14
Coding region: 2107-4005 (632 amino acids)
Biological process (GO): sodium ion transmembrane transport
Cellular component (GO): membrane
Source: RefSeq, a predicted model, not a curated record